Messenger RNA from Musca vetustissima, 456 nucleotides. RefSeq names its product trissin (gene Trissin). Bases 1 to 456 code for a protein of 151 amino acids. The record is from RefSeq and is a predicted model, not a curated record. Lineage: Eukaryota; Metazoa; Arthropoda; Insecta; Diptera; Muscidae. The transcript is spliced from 3 exons.
AUGAAUUUACUGGAUAUUGGAGUUCCGAUGAGUGAUAGUAAAUCCAAAGAAAAAAUGCAUUAUAAGGUGCAUUUUCAUGUGCUGUUGUUUUGUGUAAUAUUCAUGCAGAUUUUCACCUCAUCGGCCAUACCAUGCGAUUCUUGUGGUAAUGAGUGUGCCAGUGCUUGUGGAACUAAACAUUUCAGAACCUGUUGCUUCAACUAUUUACGCAAACGUACCGAUCCGAAUGCCAUGAAAAUGAUAACGAACAAGCGGCUAAUCGAUUUCAUAAUGUUACAAGGGCGUGCGAUGUAUACCCAGAAUGAAUUGAGUCAUGAGAGGAGACAACAACGUCAACAGCAGCAGCAACAACAACGAGAACAAGAACGUUACUUAUCCAGAUCCCUACCACCGUUGAAUACCGACCGUCACAAUGGUACACUGAUAUUUGAAGAUUUACAAGCCUAUUACGAUUAA